Diatraea saccharalis (sugarcane borer) is the source of this 1444-nucleotide messenger RNA. The record is from the annotation of a GenBank genome assembly. NCBI's taxonomy places the organism in Eukaryota, Metazoa, Arthropoda, Insecta, Lepidoptera, Crambidae.
AACCAUUCAAACUCGGAAUCUCGUAGCAGUCCUACCGAGGUACGCGGGAGAGCCAGUUUGCGCGCGAAAAGUGACAGAUUCUUUUUCUAAAUUCCCGCCUAUCCAAAAUGGCUGUUACAAGUGCACGACUAGUCAACCUGAAGGAGACGCAUUUUGAACAUGAAAAUGCAAGAAUUAUUAAAUAUACGCUGGCGGACGAGUUGCCAGCUCAGCUGUCCGAGCUGGGACUGCGCUCUCACAAGAUGCCUCAACCAGGAUACACCAUACAAAGAGUGACCGUUGAAGAUAAGCAAAAGGCGUUGGACUUUCUGACCAGAUUUUUCUUCCGUGAUGAACCGAUGAACUCGGCGGUGAACCUACUGGCGACACCAGAGUCACGUUGCGAAGAGUUGGAGGAGUACGCUGCGACUACCCUCGAACAGGAUUGUUCAGUAGCAGCUGUGGAUAGCAACGACGAAUUCGUAGGACUAAUCAUCAACGGAUUCGUUACUCGAGAGGAAGUAGACUACACCGACAAAUCAGAAGACUGCCCAAAUCCAAAGUUCAGGCGGAUCCUGAAAGUACUCGGACAUCUGGACCGCGAAGCCAAAAUCUGGGAGAAACUCCCCGAGACUUGCGACAAAGUCAUGGAAGUGAGGAUCGCAUCAACAGAUUCCGCGUGGAGGGGACGGGGCCUCAUGAGGGUGCUGUGCGAGGAAUCUGAGCGUUUAGCCAAAGAGAUGGGAGCAGGCGCUAUGCGUAUGGACACAACUUCAGCAUUCUCAGCGGCUGCAGCGGAGCGGCUAGGUUAUCGCUCAGUGUAUGAAGUGCCUUACGCCGCAUUGUCAUACGCGCCUCAACCGCCAGCGCCACACUUGCUCGCUAAAGUUUACAUCAAAGAAUUUUAAUGUAUUAUAACAAUCUUUCAACGGUACCUGAAAAAUUGAGGCAUUCCUUAGUACCUACGUUAAUAUCCAAACCAAAUGAAUUGCUGUGCUUUGAAGCACUUUCAAAAGAUAUCCUAAGACGUAGGUACAAAGCUACCUAAUUUCCUUUAAAAGUAUUAAUUGGAGUAAGGAUUUAAAAUAAAAACCCAGUCAACAUGUACCUAGCCACUGAAAUCUAUGUCGUUCAUUAUUAAAAAACAUAUAAAAUUUGUAUUAAAUACUUUGGAAGCUGGACUGUACAAAAUAAAGAAACAGUAAUUUCAAUAUAUAUAAGCUUAAGUCAUAAAGGAAAGAUUUCAUUCAAAAAGAAAUUUAUCUAUUCAUUUCUUAGAUCUGUCUGCAGUAUUAUUUAUCUGUAGCUCUUUACAUUUGCAAUUUAAUAUCUUUGUAGAUAUUUAUAAAAACUACCCAGUGAAUAUUAAUAAAUAUUAGUAUUAUAAACAUUGACUCCGUUAUGACGUUAGUAUUAUAAAAGUUUAAACGAUAAUAACGCCUAAAAAAUCAAAGACGGCAAAGUU